Molecule: messenger RNA, 6530 nt
Organism: Sphaerodactylus townsendi
Lineage: Eukaryota; Metazoa; Chordata; Lepidosauria; Squamata; Sphaerodactylidae
Gene: ZNF217
Product: zinc finger protein 217
Biological process (GO): regulation of DNA-templated transcription
Cellular component (GO): nucleus
Molecular function (GO): RNA polymerase II cis-regulatory region sequence-specific DNA binding; DNA-binding transcription factor activity, RNA polymerase II-specific
Source: RefSeq, a predicted model, not a curated record
AAGAAUCCCUCCUCCCUCUUUCCUUCUCUUCUUUCUCAUUCAAACGCCGCAACUCCUGUUGUGUCAGUUUUUUAUCUCCCUUCCUCCAACCCACCGCCGGGAAAUGGCCGGGGAGGAUCAGCAGCAGGUGCUGUAUUUCUUGGUGCUCCUAAACUAUUCCUCUGCUUUUUUGACCUUAAGAAGAUGUGAAGUGUUACAUACGGAGAUAUAAGUGGAUUGGUUUUGAAGAAGGCGAGUUAAAAACAAAAAAAAAAGCAAAGCCUAUAAUAAUGGUGUAAGUUAUCCUAUACCUCUCAUAGGAGAACUAAUGAAUUCUUUUAUGAAUAGUUUGUAUUGCACAUCCACAGCUGCACCUAGAAAGGAGAGGCAAUGUUUAACUGAGUUUGAAGUAGGUGGCUGGACUUGGACAUCUGCAAGCAAACAGUUGGGAACUUACUGAAGUGGCCUUCCUUUUCAACAUAAGACCCUCAGAAAUUCGCAUUAACUCAAGACAAGGGAAAUUAUGCCGGGACUCAGCCCUCUUUAGCAUAUAUAUGGAUGGGGCCUGACGGCAAGUAGCUCUGUACUGGUGUUGGCUCAACGCAUGAGAGAACAAAUGGGAUGCCACCAUUUUACGCCGCCGAUAAAAGGGACUAACAUUAGUCUACAAUCUCUCUUGCAAGAACUUCUGCAAAGAAGUUCAUUGAUGCAGGGCUAAGGGUGCAUGCCCUUGAUUGCAUGGUUCUGUGACUCAGACCUUCAAACAACCCGGAGGAUCUCGGCAAGCACGCCUUUUAACGCGAAAAGCGCACAGGCCGACGCUUAUGCGAACUCGCUUCGGCCCCAUGGCGCCGAAGCGAAUAAUUCCUCAGCCAUCUCAGCAAAGCGACAAGCGAAAGCAGACUCGCUUGUCGCCGGAGGGUGGCCCAAAAGAUGACCAGGGUGUCAGCUGCGAGGUCUGGCGGACAGACGUUUGAGGAGGUUUUUGAUGUCGAGGCCCACAUGAGGAAGCAUAAAGACUCCUUCACUUAUUGGUGCAGUGUCUGCGGGAGGAGAUCUCAGGAAGUGUCCUUUCGGUCUCCUCGGUUAAGAAACCACAUGAGAACGCACACUGGGAAGCCCGGCUCCCGGAGCAAGACCGCCCAAGGUUCCGACAGCCCCAUAACAAUCAAUGAGGUUGUACAAGACCAAGUAUCUGAAAGCAUUACAUCGCCUUAUAAAAUCUGCAUGGUUUGUGGCUUCCUAUUUCCAAACAAGGAGACUUUAAUAGAGCACAGUAAAGUUCAUACCAAAGAUUCCUCAGCCAAUGGCGAUGGCCCACAGGCUGAUGGAGGCGGCAAAGGAAGUAGAUCCCCCAGAGAGGAGUUCCUGCAGUUCUUAAACUUAAAGCCACGUUUGCCUUCCGACGACAGCAAAAUGGAAAAACCUGUGAAAUGGAUUGCAGAAUUGGAUCCGUUCAGUACGUACCAGGCGUGGCAACUGGCUACCAAAGGUAAAAUUGCUAUUGGCCAUGGGCAAAUAAAAGAACCAGGGCAAGAAGGAAGUACAGACAAUGACGACUCGUCUUCGGAUAAAGAAGAGCUUGGGGAGAUCUGGCGUGCAAGCAAAGCAAACCAGGCUGAAAGUACAGGGAAAAACAAGGCUAUACACCAAAGCCGAAGCUACGCUAAGGCUUGGGGAAUGGACGCAUACGCUAUCAAAUUCAAGUGGCAUCCCGGGCGCUGGCGCCCUUCUAUAGACAUGCUGGAUCCGAAACUGUCCUUACAGAACAAAGAGAAGCUCCACAUAAUACAUGGCGCUACAAGAGUGCGGUAAAGCCUCUUCUCGAAUCCUACCUACCCAGCUAGUCCUUUCACCUCGGAGGGCAUUACAAAGCUUCAGACCGGGCGGAAUGACCCGGAAGCCGCUGGCCCUGCCGAAGCAAAGCAACCCAGGUCGUGCCUUGUGGAUGUAGUCUCUCUGGAUGAGAACGGAGCAGUUGGAGCCGCAGCUGGAGGGAGGUCUCAAGAUGCCUCCAGGAGGAUGGACUGACAGGAGGCUUUAGAUAAAAAUGGCGACGGUAUGGAAAGAGCAAAAGUUAAAAACCUGGGGGCCUCCAGAGAGUGCAGCUACUGUGGGAAGUAUUUCCGCUCAAACUAUUACCUCAACAUUCAUCUCAGAACUCACACAGGUGAAAAGCCGUACAAAUGUGAAUUUUGCGAAUAUGCAGCAGCCCAGAAAACAUCUUUGCGGUAUCACUUGGAGAGGCAUCACAAGGACAAAAACACAGAAGGGGCAGCCGACGUGAAAAAUGACCAUAAAGAGUUGCUACCUACUCAGGAGACGGGCUUCUUACCAAUCACCAGUAGUUCUCCCGAAACCAAAAAUCUGAAACGGCUCCUUGAAGAUGCCAAAGAUGCUAAAGGAAGCCCCCCUGCUAAGCAGCAGAAAGAGACUUUUGCUUUCUUUCAGAGCACAGCGAACAGCGUAACUCAGAACCCAAGCAACGGUGCUGGCUCUAGUGGCUUAAAAGAGCGUGUUCCAGUUCCCUGCCUUGAAAAACUGAAAUCUGAAGAGAGAACGAUGGAACCCCAGGCAAGAAAUUACGGGAUCGAUAGGGCUGAGACCAGGAGCUCUGUGUUGCCAGACAGCAUGGUUUAUGCUGGUCCUCUGAAAGGUAGAAUGAGCAUGAAUCUUUUGAGAGAUGCCACAGAAGAUUCAAAAUGCAAGCUUAUAGCUCAAGACAAGCCUUUAAAUUUAUCCACUGGAUCGUCCCAAGAUGCUUCGGUAAUCUCUCUCUGCCGAGGAUCUUUGGCAACCAGCACCUGCCCAUUUUGUACUUACCGGACGUUAUAUCCAGAGGUCCUGAUAAUGCAUCAGCGGUUGAUGCAUAAAUAUAACCCUGAGACUGCUAGUAAGAACGGUAUACGGAACAGGGCAGCUAUUAAAGCACGGCGUACUGGAUGCCCGCCUUUCCUUCUGGGCAAAGAUGUCCUCCCCCUGCCUCUUCACCCUGUAAAAACCAAGGCUUCCCUGCCCGCCCAGUCAAAAUCCUCACAUGCGGAAAAGGUCAAACAGGGUCCCGCCAUCCAGAGCAAAGCGUCCAUUCAAUCAGGGCUCGGGUCCAGUAACUCAGCACCGAGCAACUUGAAAUCCUGCAAAUUGCAGAUGGUUGGUGUUUCGGCGAAUAGCUUCAGACAUCAUGAAUUACAGCAUGGGUCUAGCGCUGCUGGGGCACAGGAUAGAGGGAGGCGGCUGGACUCCAAAGCAAGAGGAUUGGGUUCUCAAUUAAGUGUAGCGAGUACGAACAUCAGUGGCUCUCCUGAGACUUCUGUGAACGAAGCUGCCUGGCCAAGUGGUCGCGGAAUAGAGUUUCUCAGCAACAGACCCAUGGGAAAUACAAACCUGGAGUUCGAUGGACCGUCCUCUAAAAGAGCAAGGCCCAAUCUCUCGGCUCUGGAACAGAUGGAUUCGGCCCUGUAUCGGAGAAGAAACGAUUCAGGAAGGAUUCAUAUAGCAGGCCGAAAUGCAAGCCUGCUACCUCAGGAAUGUGCACACACCAAACCCACAUCCUCUUUCCUGCCUGUCAGGCAAGGCCUUGUGAGCUCUGAAGUAGAUGCUAUAAAUCCUGUGACUAUUCUAAAGCCAUAUGAAACAUACGGUCCUGGCCCAUAUUACAGUUCUUGUGGAUCAAGCAGUGGCCAGCUUCCGAGCUCUUCAAAAGAAGGAAAAAGGCCAGUGUCUUAUCAACAUUUAUCCAGCACUAUGCUACAAAAGCGAAAUUAUGAGAGUCUUCUUGGUGCUCCACAUUAUCGGCCAAACGACAAGAAAACAUGAUUUGACUUGAAUGAAUGAUAAGAGGCUGCAACCUUGGAUUUCCUUGCAGUUCAGUCCUGGAGAAGAACGGAUAACGAAAGCUACAAAACUUAAACUGUGAUUGUACUGCGUAUAGAGAGAAAACACUACAGUUUAUGAAAUGGAAGGUGUGAUCCCAUUUGCACCAUGUGGAUGUAAACAUGGCGGUCUGAAAAUUGUGUCAGAGAACUGGAAAAUGGGUGUGUCGAUUUUGCUGAUCUUGAAUAAUAUUUUUCUUAGAAUGAUCAUAGACCAAAUAUCCAGCAUAAACUAUAUUUUUGCAUAACUCAAAUGCUGCUGAAGAGAGAGACCCACUUUUUGAAGCUUCAUGUAACCCUUGCACCUCAGGUAAAUCUGUGCAUUGUCUGGUUUCCAUACUGGGAGGCAUUUUUUUUAUAAAGGGUAGCAAGUUUGUCAGGUUUUGCUUUGUGCUUUAAACUAUGUAUAUUUUUAAACGAUUUCCGGAUCAGUUAUGUACUUUUAUGUUCACCUUAUGCUCAGUUGAAAUAUUCCAGAGUAGGUCAGGGAUGUCAACACCAUGUAAGGAUGACUCCCUAAUCAACAGUGAGUUUUGCUUCCUCAAAUUUAUGAUGUUUCCUGAAUGUCCAUUCUCGAAAUUCUGAGGGCAUCUCUGCAAAUAGAGAGGGAGACUCCCUUCUCGCCUCUCACUUUUGCCAUCUGAUCUCAAUCGUCUCCUUGCUACAUGAGCUGGGGGUGUUUGGAAGAAUGCUUUCUAGCCUCUAGGUAUUCUGGAGAGUUACACAGUCAGGGUUACAUGACACAGAUUUCAUGUGUUACUUACCACUCCCUAAAUAUUCAGCAACAAGCAUAGGUACCAAAUGUGUCCGAUGGUUUCCUUUGGAAUAAUCCACGAUAAUAAAUCUUGUUGAUAUGAGAGCCUGUACAUACCCAGCAAGCUAACCAUGUCAAAAAUGUUGUAAGUGGCCCAAAAGGGACCCAUAGGACACAAUUCAGCCGCUUUCUCUGUGGUCCUUUCCCAAGGCAGAGACUGUUUAGCACUGGGCACACUACCAUGCUCCAGUUGGUGCAUUUUAUGGAAGGCCUGUGGCCCAUUGUAGGCUGUUCAUCUGAGCCUUCCCAUUGGCGAGUCAGUGAUCGGCACGUUUCAGAAUAUCCAUCGUUCCUUCAUCUCUGGCCAUUGCCUAAACAGCUGGAAGGGCUUCAUGAUUUCCCUAUGAGAGUACCAUCCUAUGCAUGCAGGGUUGUGAGCUGCACACACGACAAGGAGGUAGAUCCUUCCUCAGGUAAGUUUGAUAUCUAUUAAAGAUCAGUUACCUGUCUCAAUAAAAAGGCAAGAACAAAAAUCCUACUUCAUGUGACAGAAGACUUGAAUGUUCCCAGCCGUACAGUUGCGUUCUAUGUUCUGAACAAUUUGUGUGUGGAAAAGAUUGGGCGGGGCGGGGGGGGUGUGUGAUUUUGACUUCCAAAUGUUCCAGGACAACAUAGUUUCAAAAAUAUUUUGCACUGUUCCUUUUUACUUUAUAUCAGAUGUAAAAUAGCGAAGUAUAAAUGUCCCGGGAGGUUUUUCCUCCCCCCCCCCCUUCCAAUAUGCAACUUGGAGACAUUUUAAACGUAUGUCUUACUUCCUGUGUAUUAAGGAAUAUAUAAUUUUGAUGUCUCUGUAAAACUGGCAAUGUAAUGAAGUGCUGUGUAUCAGGAAAUUGUACACAAUUUACCCUUUUCCUGUUCAUAAGCUGAGCCAUAUGUACAUAAAAUCUAGAUUUGUUUUCCUAGUUUUGCACUUUUAUAGCCUAUUUUUCAAAGAUGAAUUCACAUGGAAGAUGGUUAAUCUAUUUUUGCCGAUCCCUUCGAGUCUUAUAUAGAAUGUGUGUUCCAUGACUUGUCUGCUGUUCCUUUUAAAAGUAACAUCUCUUUACAAAUCUAAAAGACCAGGGUCUGACUUUAAUUAACAUCGCCAAAUCAGUUUGUUUUUUUAAAAAUUAAUCUCCUGUUUGUAUUGGUGCAGUUUUUCAGAAGCUAUGGGGCGUUGUUGUUUUUCCUGAGCUGGUGGGGCAGGGGAGCAAAGAAGAAUGCGAUCUAUAGCUUUUGAUCAUGACUUGGGGCGUCUUCCACAAGUCCUGUAUGUUGUGUGAAGAGAGCCAAUAUGGCAAUGGUCCCAUAAAGGUAAAUACCCCAGGGUUCGGCUCCUUGCCUCGCCAGCAUUACACCAUAUUCCUAGAAGGGUAUCGAGGUAGGACUGCAGAAGCCAUAGCCCAAGCUCUUCUUACACAGCCCAACAUUUCUGAUGUUGCGUUUACAUUACAAGCAGCAGUGGAUCCCAUGCUGUGAAAGUAACACGAAAAGAGGCCCUUUCUACCAGUCCCCUGGACCAUUCCCCCGAAGCAUUUCUGCAUGGAAGAGCCACGGAAGUCCUGUGAAAAGGCACAGAUUUGCUUGGGGAGUGUUUGGAAGGUUGUAUCCUUCGUCUCCAAAGUAGGUUUGCCCAUCAGUAUUAACUAUGGGAUACUACUGGGGGGGGGGGGUCCCCCCUUUAUUUUCACUGGCAAUAAGUAUACUGGUACAAGUUGUUGCUUUGUUAUAUUUAUUUUCUUCCUCUCUGAUUUAUUUUAAUUGUGAAACUUUUAAGUUGUCAAGCUGUAAACACCAUACGAUUCAUUUAAUUUAUGAUGUGUUUUCAGUUUAGCAGAAUACGUUAUUACAUGCGGAUGUAAAUAUAGACUUGGUGUUUUUGCAAA